AUGUCCAGCCCCAACACCGCCUGCUGCCGCCGGCCCCCCGUCGUCUCAGGCCCCUACACCCAACUCGGCGCCUACACCGCCCUCGGCGGCCUGAAAACCUACACGACCGGCCUGUCCACGGCCACCCACGGCAUCCUCGUCAUCUACGACAUCUUCGGCUACUACCCGCAAACGCUGCAAGCCGCCGACAUCCUCUCCGGCUCGGCCCCCGGCUCCACGUCCACGUCCACCCAGCACUACAAGAUCUUCAUGCCCGACUGGUUCGACGACGCCCCCGCCGACCUCGCCAUGUACCCGCCCGUGACCCCCGAGCAGCACGCCUACAUCACGGCCUUCAUGACGGGCCCCGCGGCGCCCGCGGACACGCUGCCCAAGAUCCCGGCGUACUUCGCGGCGAUCAAGGAGGCGAACCCCCAGAUCACGAGCUGGGGCGUCGUGGGGUACUGCUGGGGCGCGAAGAUUGCGUCGUUGCUGGCGAAUCCGGCGGCCGGGUUCAAGGCGGCGGCGAUGCUGCAUCCGAGUUUGAUGGUGGUGGAGGAUGCGGGGAAGGUGGAGGUGCCGCUGGUGGUGCUGCCGAGUGGGGACGAGAAUGUUGAGCUCGUGAAUGCGUUCAAGGCUGGGUUGACGGUUGAGAACUAUGUCGAGACGUUUACGGAUCAGGUCCAUGGCUGGAUGGCGUCGCGCGCGGACUUUGAAGAUCCGAGGGCGAAGGCGGAGUAUCUGCGUGGCUAUGGGAUCCUGCGGGAUUUCUUUGGGAAGUAUUUGUGA
Messenger RNA from Mytilinidion resinicola, 768 nucleotides. RefSeq names its product dienelactone hydrolase family protein. Gene Ontology annotation, molecular function: hydrolase activity. Lineage: Eukaryota; Fungi; Ascomycota; Dothideomycetes; Mytilinidiales; Mytilinidiaceae. The transcript has 2 exons. The record is from RefSeq and is a predicted model, not a curated record. Bases 1 to 768 code for a protein of 255 amino acids.